Molecule: messenger RNA, 2127 nt
Organism: Fusarium poae
Lineage: Eukaryota; Fungi; Ascomycota; Sordariomycetes; Hypocreales; Nectriaceae
Exons: 6
Coding region: 1-2127 (708 amino acids)
Molecular function (GO): protein binding
Source: RefSeq, a predicted model, not a curated record
AUGCGUUAUAUCGCUUCUGUACGCAAAGCACCUGCCCAGUUCCUCGAUCUCCAAAAUCAGUUGGAGACUAUUCAGGGCUACUUGGCGGAACUCCAGCAAGUUCUUGACAAGAUCUCAUCCAAGGAUGCUCCUCUUCCACCGCCAGACUUGUCACACGUAACAACUGUUUUGAAGGCUUUGAAGAAAGACGUGGCCGAACUGGAGGUGAUCGCUUCUGAGUACAGCGCAGAAGCAGCCAGUCGCACCAACUCCAGGGGUCUUCCACGAAUUCCAAAGUUCAAAUGGCGCCGAGAUUUACAACUCAUCAACUCGUUCCGACAAAAGAUUGUACAGCGAAGGCACGAUAUAGUCGAGAGCAUGCGUCUGCUGCAGCCAAAACAAAACCUUGCGCAAGCUACACUUAUGCUUGAUAUCAGGGACCUAACGAAAACAAGGUUUGAUGAUCUUAAUGGCCUAGUCAAUCAAUCAUCACAGAGGUUUGAGUCCUCCCUUUCAAAAUUAACCCAGAAGCUUGACGAAGGUUUGGAAUUACUAUCGCCUACAGACUCAGAUGGCGAAAGUUCAGAGCCAAGGUUGAAUGAUGCAACAAUUCUCAAUUGUGUGCAAGACCUUCGUGAGAUAGCAAAAGGCCUAUCUGAGCACAACAGUAGGCUACUUCGCACUCUUGACUACAACGCGCCAUUUGAAGGCGUGGAGUUUUCCACUGAGGAGUUCUUAUCAUCGCUCGAGUUGUUGAAGCAAGAGGUGGACCAUUUGAGUGAGCGAGGAAGAAACCUUGUCACUGUCGAUGAUAACACAGAAUUGACGGAUGUUGAUACCAGAAGGAUCCAGUGGCUGUUUUCCAACCGCAUGUUUCUUCCCUCUGAUGUGAAUGAGGAUGGAGUCUGCUUACUUACGUAUGCUCUUUAUAUGGUCAAGUCCUGGCCAGCUGCCCAGCUUCUGCUUGAGCUUCACCCUCGAGUGUCUCAUAGAGACAACCAUGGCAAUACCCCUACCUCAAUUGCGUCUUGGAAGUAUUUCGUUCACGGCCACCACUUGCCACCGGAUAUCAAUGCCUUGUAUCGCAGGGUCAUCGAACUUGGAGAUGAAGAGACAAAUUCAACAGUAAUUCAUGAUAGUCUUAUUGCCCGCACCUCCUUGACAGUGGAGGAAGCCAUUAACCUUAAGCCAGAGUGCAUCGACACCAUGGACAAUUUAGGCCUGAGCCCAUUACAAUGGGCCGUGUUACGGAACAACGUCCAGGGUAUUGAAGUUCUUCUUUCCUGGAACCCUAACCUGGAACUCUGCGACUACGAUAAGAGAGUAGCUCUACACAGAGCAGCUGAGUUUGGAUUGAUAGAGUGUGCUCAGAUGCUUAUUAGCAAAGGGGCCUAUGUGGAUGCUAGUGACGCAUGGGGCGAUACUCCGUUGCAUCUCGCAAUCUCACUCCCUUCAACGCAAAUGCUAAACCUGUUACUCUCCAACGGAGCCAAGAUCCUGAGAAACAAAUACGGACGAAGCCCAAUACAUGGAUCCGUCUUUGGAUCAUUUCCCCACGAUGAAGCCGUCAUCGAACAAUACAUGAAAGCACUCCAGAUAGCAGGUGCCGAUAUCAACGCAUUGGAUUACAGUGGAAUGACUCCUCUUCUUGUUGCCGUGCAACAAAGUCAUAUUCCGAUGCUCAACACAUUACAAAGACUUGGUGCGGAUAUAGAGGAAAAGAGUACUAAUACCAACGGAAGAACUCUUUUUCACAUAGCAGCCAUGUUUUCAGACUCAGAUAUGGUCCGCCGACUACGCGAAGCGCGAUUAAGCCUAAUUGAUCCAGACGAGACCGAUGAAGACGGCCUCACAGCCAUGGAAAUGCUGUCCAGGCGUUUAACACUAUCGGCCACCGAACUAACUGAAGGUCAACAACCGGCAACUAUUAAUGAAAUUUCAUUAUUUCAAUCCUUCAUCGAUGAGGCGCGUGAAAGAUACUUGAUGAAGAAUACUUCUCGGUCAUGGGGGGUUUCAACAAAGGAUGCUGAGCUUGUCAGUCACUUAGUCCACGAUGACCCAUUACACUCCACAUGUGACAGCAAUGAAGAUAACUCAGAGUCGAACAGUGAUACAGAUGGGUUUUCGGAGGCUGUUGAGUAUCAGUGA